Molecule: messenger RNA, 705 nt
Organism: Podospora pseudocomata
Lineage: Eukaryota; Fungi; Ascomycota; Sordariomycetes; Sordariales; Podosporaceae
Gene: cyp3
Product: Peptidyl-prolyl cis-trans isomerase-like 1
Exons: 4
Coding region: 89-637 (182 amino acids)
Biological process (GO): protein folding; protein peptidyl-prolyl isomerization
Cellular component (GO): intracellular membrane-bounded organelle
Molecular function (GO): peptidyl-prolyl cis-trans isomerase activity
Source: RefSeq, a predicted model, not a curated record
CUUCACUCACUGAACAGCGCCCCAUCAAUCACUUACACCACGUUUACAUUCUUUACUUAUCCCAAAGUAGUAGAUUGAUACAGUCACCAUGCCGCCUACUGUACUCCCAUCGUCGGGGAAUCCCCUCGUCUUCUUCGACAUCACUCUUGGCGGUGAACCCCUCGGCCGCAUCACCUUCGAACUCUUUGCCAAUGUGGUCCCCAGGACAGCCGAGAACUUCCGCCAGUUCUGCACCGGCGAGCACAAGAACAACCAAAACCGGCCCCAGGGCUACAAGGGCUCCAAGUUCCACAGAAUCAUCCCCAAUUUCAUGUGCCAGGGCGGUGACUUCCUCAAUGGGGAUGGCACCGGGUCGACGUGUAUCUACGGGACCAAGUCCUUUGCGGAUGAGAAUUUUACGCUGAAGCAUGAUAAGGCUGGGUUGUUGAGUAUGGCUAACGCAGGGCCAAAUACAAACGGCAGCCAGUUCUUCAUCACGACGGUGCCAACGCCAUUUUUGGACAACAAGCAUGUGGUGUUUGGGCAGGUGGUGGAUGGGAUGGAUGUGGUCAAGAAAAUGGAGAAUACGAAAACGGGAUACAAGGGGAAGGAUGUGCCGAACCUGGACGUGGUUAUCGCUCAGUGUGGAGAGAUGUAGAGAUGGAGUGUUUAGAAGCAGGAUGACAAGUGCCCUAUUGCCAACAAUAGAAAACUUUUACAUCAAUG